AUGGCGGACGGACUCAACCAGGCCCGCGCUAUGCGUGUCGCCGAGAUCAUCAACGACUACCGCACUCUCCUGUUGCACAUCUCGCAACAGCGUAUGGAAGUGUGCCAAGCGGAUCAUAAUGAGGAAGGCUAUGUGGUACUCCGGGAGUCUCUAGCCUCCGCUCAGAAUUUGUCGUCUGCCAACUAUCAGCCCUGUCCGGUUACAGGGCAAGGCAAUGUCGAAACCGAGAAAGCCGAGCUACAGAGAGUCAUCGUGGAUAGCAGCGCACGCCGAUUCCAAGCACACAAGAUCUACCUACGUGCCGCCGCAGCCCGACGAUGGGCCAUAGCCCGCAUCAACAUCCUACGUGCUCAACGAUCACCAGCUGACAAAGCCGCAGCCCUGAAGACCGCUACUACCACGCUUCAUCAGGAUCUCAAUGGCAUCACGGAUCACCAUGUUGUUUCGGACCUCCGCGCCGCCGACAUGCGGGCAGGCCACUGGCUUGACGACGACCCGUCCCUCGAAGCGAUCCGUCGCUGGGUUGCGGGGCGGUAA
Molecule: messenger RNA, 537 nt
Organism: Penicillium canescens
Lineage: Eukaryota; Fungi; Ascomycota; Eurotiomycetes; Eurotiales; Aspergillaceae
Exons: 3
Coding region: 1-537 (178 amino acids)
Source: RefSeq, a predicted model, not a curated record